Messenger RNA from Gavialis gangeticus (Gharial), 1919 nucleotides. Its product is annotated as pantetheinase-like. The transcript has 7 exons. Bases 270 to 1748 code for a protein of 492 amino acids. Lineage: Eukaryota; Metazoa; Chordata; Crocodylia; Gavialidae. The record is from RefSeq and is a predicted model, not a curated record. Gene Ontology annotation, molecular function: hydrolase activity, acting on carbon-nitrogen (but not peptide) bonds, in linear amides.
CAGGAGAAUUUACUCUGUGGCACAGUGACUUGGACAUGCACUGUCUGCAGCUUUUCAUUUUCAGCUUUGGCACUGUAGACUGCUUGUGAACAGGACACAGUUUGAUCUUUGCAGUUUAUUUGAAAUUGCUAAUAUACAAUUUGCUAGGUGUGGCAAUUUUGAAUAAUUUGGCAUUUCACAGAAGAUUGACUUGAUUUAAAAGCUAAGGGACUUUCCAAAGUUUGCCUUCUGUGCUUGCACUCAUUUUCAACAACUACAAAGCUUCAGUCAUGGUCUGUCUCUAUCCUUAUGUUUCCAUUAUUGCUUGUCUUCUCUUUGCCUUAAAGUUCUGUGCCUCUGACAGCUAUGUUGCAGCAGUGUAUGAGCAUGUUGUUAUAUUGCCAGAGCACACUGACAUUCCUGUUUCUCCUGAAGAGGCUUUGGCAUUGAUGAACAGAAAUAUGGAUGUUUUGGAAACAGCCAUCAAAGCAGCAGCACAGCAGGGGGCACAUAUCAUUGUAACUCCUGAAGAUGCUGUUUAUGGCUGGCAUUUCAAAAGAGAAACCAUUUACCCCUUUCUGGAAGAUAUCCCAGAUCCACAGGUGAACUGGAUUCCAUGCACAGCCCCUGAAAGAUUUGGUCCUGCCCCAGUGCAGGAAAGGCUCAGCUGCAUGGCAAGGAACAACUCCAUCUAUGUGGUUGCCAAUAUUGGGGACAAGAAGGCCUGCAAUUCCAGUGUUCCCCAGUGCCCCAGAGAUGGUCACUAUCAGUACAAUACUGAUGUUGUCUUUGAUUCAGAAGGGAAGCUGGUGGCACGAUACCAUAAGUAUAACCUCUUUAUGAUGGAAACACAGUUUGAUUACCCCAAAGAGCCAGAGGUGGUCACAUUUGACACCCCGUUUGGAAAAUUUGGCAUAUUCACAUGCUUCGACAUCCUUUUCCAUGACCCAGCUGUGAUCCUAGUGAGCAAGUUACAAGUGGAUACUGUGCUGUUCCCAACUGCCUGGAUUAACGUUCUACCACAUUUAACUGCUAUUGAAUUCCACUCCGCCUGGGCGAUGGGUAUGCAGGUCAACUUCCUUGCAGCAAAUACACAUAACAUCAGCAUGGAGAUGACAGGAAGUGGUAUUUAUGCACCAGAUGGACCCAGAGCAUUUCAUUACAAUAUGGAAACAGACGAUGGUCACCUCCUAGUUGCAGAAUUGGAUUCACAUCCUUGUCUCUCUGCCACCCCCCCUGCUACUGUCAGUUGGAGCUCAUAUGCCACAAGCAUCAAACAAUUCUCCUGUGAUGAACAUGACUUUCAAGGAUUCAUUUUCUUUGAUCUCUUCACCUUCACUGAGCUCACCACACCUGAAGGAAAUAGCACAGUUUGCCAAAAAGACCUCUGCUGCCAUUUGAGCUACAGAAUGGCAGAGAAACGAGAAGAUGAGAUAUACGUGCUAGGUGCUUUUGAUGGGCUUCAUGUGAUUGAAGGAAAAUACUAUUUGCAGAUAUGCACGCUGUUGAAAUGUAAGAACUCGGACUUGAAAACUUGUGGGCAGCCAGUGGCUACUGCUCAGACAAGGUUUGAGGCGUUUUCUCUCAGUGGCACAUUUGGCACUAGAUAUGUCUUUCCGGAGGUCUUGCUCAGUGGGGUUCAACUAGCACCAGGAAAAUUUCAGGUGUUAAGCGAUGGGCGUUUGGUUAGUCGGCAUGGAAUAUCUGAACCAGUCAUCACAGUGACACUUUUUGGGAGGUGGUAUGAAAAGGAUCCCCCACAACCAUAGCAAGCUUCCCUAUAUGGCUAUAGUUGAGGCUAUCUACCAUUACAGUCUUGUCAGAAUAAGUUUCUCUCUUAAUGCUUUAACCAUUCCUAUAUUGCUUGUUUCCUAUCACGAAAACUUCUAAUUGUGUUUUGUUUGAUAAGUAUAAACAUUAUAUUUCUUUGCUAUUAUGUA